This is a messenger RNA of Fimicolochytrium jonesii, 1466 nucleotides long. RefSeq lists its product as uncharacterized. The record is from RefSeq and is a predicted model, not a curated record. The transcript has a single exon. NCBI's taxonomy places the organism in Eukaryota, Fungi, Chytridiomycota, Chytridiomycetes, Spizellomycetales, Powellomycetaceae. The coding region runs from base 426 to 1205 and encodes 259 amino acids.
ACACACCACUCGUUUUAUAGACAUUCGAUCGGACGGUCUGCGCACACACAACCAGCUCUCUAUCUGCAGAGAAGAAAAGGGGUACGGCAACUAUAAAAAGGAAGCUGUGGCUGAAACUGGUUGUUUACAACACUCUUCCCUUGUCGGGGCGAACUGACUUUCAAGGCUUGAAAGCGAGUGCAAGGAAACUGAGCAUCAGCAUAAUACUUGAUAGUUUUCUGCGUAACUUGGCGAGAACUGUGGGCCUGAGGGGAGGGGCUGCACGUGCUGCCAGGGCACAUCCGAGCAAUCUCAACGCUCUCGUACAUAACAGGAGGGUACUCUGCAACUUUCAGGCCGCAACCCACAUCACCUCGCUCCAACAACCACCAACAAACCGCCAAUCGCUUGCGAGAGCACAUACCUGUACGUACAUUUCCGGCAUAAUGCUGAACAGCGUCUCGCCUCCGUCCUACGCAGCAGCGACAAGCUUCUGCUGUAUCUCCCUUCACGAAAGCGACAAACUCCGCCUCCUCAACGUACCCCAGGAACUCAUCCCAGACUUCGCCGCCCUUCUUACCCGGUCCUGGCAGAAAGGCGUGCAGCGCGUUCAACGUUACGGCCCAUCACUGGAAUACAAGCUGAGUGGCAGGCCAUGGCGUGGUCAAGGAGACGACGCAAUUACUUGCCGCUUGCUCGCCCGUGAUAUCCUGUCAUUUAUGUUCUCUCGAGGCUGGCGGCUUGCAGUCAGCACCGACCUUUCGAAAAAGCAAGGCGACAGCGACUCGUGGUUCUUUGAGUCAUUUGUCAUACCACACUCUACGAGGGCCCCACUCGCUGGCGGUGCAGGAUCCUCAAAAAUGGACCCCCACUUCGGCGCCAUCUCCUUCAACCGAUCAGACCGCAUCCGUCUCAUCGGCCUCCCGCCAGACCUCCAAGCCACCAUUGUCCAAUGCGUAAAGCAAAGCUGGGCGCGCGGAAUCCAGCAUCACGGACCCUUCGACUCUGACCCACGGGCUUAUGAGUUGAAGCUAGCCGGAAACCCUUGGCACACGUAUGGCACAGAUACGAUACUCUCUCGGUCGCUUGCGCUUUCGUUACUGCAUUGUAUUAAGAUGAAUGGGUGGGAGAUCUAUGCUUCGGUGGAUCUGGGCGGACGGAUUGGCACCAAUGAUUGUCCGGCUGGGGAUUUGGAUAGCUGGAUUAUUAAGGCGGUCGUUCUUUAGACAUCAUUUUGAACAAUCGCAGUUGCAAUCUGCUGUAGAUAUAUUUGGAGAGGUGCGGUGGCGUCUGUAGGGGACGAUAAUGUAGGGGUUGGCUAGAGUUGAUACCAUUUACUUGCGGAUUCGAGUUCGCCAUUUUUUUUUGGAAUAGGAUAUCCUGUCAGUGCGGUUCUCCCUCAGGACUAUGAAAUGCCUACUGUAGAGUCCCAUCCAGUAUGGAAGACGCUGGUCGCCCCAGAAAUGACUUGAAAAUCUACUUCUCAG